Molecule: messenger RNA, 6187 nt
Organism: Tarenaya hassleriana
Lineage: Eukaryota; Viridiplantae; Streptophyta; Magnoliopsida; Brassicales; Cleomaceae
Exons: 33
Coding region: 78-5999 (1973 amino acids)
Biological process (GO): protein import into nucleus; RNA export from nucleus
Cellular component (GO): nuclear pore inner ring
Molecular function (GO): structural constituent of nuclear pore
Source: RefSeq, a predicted model, not a curated record
CUCUCUCUCUCUCUCUCUCUCUCUCUUCUAGGGUUUAAGCUCUUCGGAGCUGGUUUGUUCUCCACCGAGGUCCUUCAAUGGCGAAGACUAAAGCCGUCGAUCCUUCUCUCUGGUGGGACCCCUUUGAUUCGCUUCUCACCGAUCUUGAAAAUGCAUCUUUCUCCGGCGACCUCCCUCAGCCUCUGGUGAACAAGUUGAAGGAAAACCAUUCGUGGUUCGUGGGCACUCUCUCUAUGUUCAAGCCGCCUAAUGAGAAGUCGAAAGAGGCGCUGAAUUCGGAUGUUCUGAAAUUUAAGGAGCAUGAAUUGUUGAUAAGACCCGAAAUAAAAGAAAAAGCCAUUAGAAUCAGCUCUUACCUGAAUCUAGAUGAAAUCCAAUCAUACAUACUUGCGGAACGAUCUGUGGAGCAGGAGUACAUGGCAACUGAUACAACAGCUCAAGAAUUUAUUCACAUGAUAUCACUGCAAUAUUACAUAGAGAGACAGUGCCUGCUUAAGUGUACAAGGCGUAUUCUUGAACAUUCUUUAUAUACAGAUGCAGGAAUUCAUGCGAAAGAGGAAACAGCUGUUAACAAGGAAGCACUAAAACUGAUAUCUGAUGGGCUUGAAAGAAAACAAACAUCAGUGCUCGAGAACCUUCUGUCAUCUAGUUAUCCGCAAAAGAUGGAUGUUGAUUUGUUUACUUUGUGGGCUGAGGAGACGAUAAUUGAGGACAAUUUGGUUUUGGAUAUUCUUUUCAUUGUUUACUACGAAUCAUUUUGCACUUGCAACGGUGAAAGUUGGAGAAAACUUUGUUCCUUGUACAAGGGUUUUCUUUCAGGUUCUUAUAAUUUUGGGAAGCUAGCAGUGUCAGCUGAAGCACAACGUUCUGCAUAUCAUGCAAAGAUUCAGUUAUUGAUGAUUCUUUUGGAAACACUCGACCUGGAAAAUCUUCUACAAAUGGUCCAUGAUGGAGUGCCUUUUAGGUCGGGUUCAUGUGUUUUCUCUAUAACUGAUGUCCAAGAGAUGGAUGCAGCUAUCUCCAGCCUUAACACAUCUGAAGCAAAAGAAGCAGGACCCCUCAUCCUUGCAUGGGCAGUGUUUCUCUGUCUUAUUUCAUCACUUCCUGGGAAGGAGGAAAAUCCUUUACUGAUGGAGAUCAAUCAUGUCGGCUAUGUUCAUCAAGCCUUUGAAGCUGCAUCCUUGAGUUGUUUCCUUGAAAUUCUGCAAAGCAAUGUCUUGAAGGAGUCAGAUGGACCAGUUGCUGGUUAUCGUAGUGUCUUGAGGACCUUUAUUUCAGCAUUUAUUGCAUCUUAUGAGAUCAAUCUUCAGCUAGAAAAUAGCAUCCUAAAUUUGAUACUGGAGAUUCUUUGCAGAGUAUAUAAAGGAGAGGAGUCUCUGUGUAUUCAAUUUUGGGACAGGAAAAGUUUUGUUGAUGGUCCUAUACGAUGUCUUCUCUGCGAUUUGGAGUCUGAAUUCCCCUUUAGAGUGGCUGAAUAUAUCCGUCUCUUGUUAUCCCUUUGUGAAGGAAGUUGGCCUGCUGAAUGCGUAUACAACUUUCUGGAUAAAUCAGUUGGGAUAUCAACCUUAUCCGACCUAAGUAGUUGCUCUCUGGUGGAUGACGUCUGCCAAAUUGUUGAAUCAUCCCGCCCAUUGCAUGUUCCAGGUCUUGAAGGUGUGAUUGUUCCCAGUAAAACUCAUGGGCGUAUUCUGAAAAUGGUCAGUGAGAAUACUGGCGUUGUACGGUGGGAGUAUGCCCUAUCCAGCGUUACAGUGUUGAUCCUUCGUCUGGCCAAUGCAUUGUACUCGGGUAUCAACAGUGAAGUGCUCAUGAUUCUUGAGUUACUUCAUCAAAUGGUGACACAUAACAAGGCUGUCUGUUUCUCCUUGUUGAAUAUGAGCAACAUCUUACGUGUUCAAGAGUCUUAUGUCAGUGCAGAGAUGGAAACCGAUGUGAGGGUGGUUGAUAUAAUUUGCAAUUUGGUCAGAAGCUUGACUCUUGACUCUACUGGGGCAGCUGUAACAGCACUUGGUGUUGAUGUCUUAGCUAAGCUAUUGCGAUGUUCUCCGGCAAAUGUUGCUGCUGUUGUUUUAAAGACAAAUAUAUUCGACAUGGCUUCAGGGUCAGGCAUCCUAGACAUUGGCUACAAUGUUUCUUUGAGUGGAACAUGGUUGCUGUCUGGAAAACUGGUGAAGAUGAUCUUGAUCGACUGUGAGAAGAAUGAUGCAAGCUGUCCAUUGGUCAUAUCAGUUCUGGAAUUUACAAUGCAGCUUGUGGAGGUAGGAUUGGAGAACGAUGUGGUUCUGGCCCUAGUUGUUUUCUCCUUGCAGUAUAUUCUAGUUAGUCAUGAGUACUGGAAAUUCAAGGAAGGAAAUAUGCGUUGGAAAGUGACACUAAAGGCCAUUGAAGUGAUGAAAACAUGUAUCAGACUAAGCCCAUUCUCCAAGAAGCUGUGUGAUGUUGUUCGUGACAUUUUGCUGAACGAUUGCUCAGUCCACAGUGCUCUGUUUCGCAUUAUUUGUACAACCACACAAACUUUAGAGAAACUUUGUGUUAGCCGCUUUAUCGAACCAUCUGAAAUUGAAGGAUGGCAACUCGCCAUAGCUUCUGUCUUGGAUGUCUUUGACAUCACACUCUCUAAAUUCUCUGAGAAUACACAAUCUGGUCUUCCGGUGUUUCAUCAAGCCUUGCUGUCAUCUACAACUAAACCAAUCCCAGUUGUUGCAGCAGUUACAUCAUUGAUAUCUUAUUUCCGCAAUCCUGUCAUACAGGUCGGUGCUGCCAAAAUACUUUCAAGGUUAUUUACCAUGGCGGAAUCAUCACAACUAUAUCCAAUGAGCAACGCAUGCUUUGGUCUAGACGAUAAGCAGAUCAUGGAUUUAAAAAGUUCUAUUAGACGUAUCUUACUUGACCUGUCGGACCAAAAUGAAGAUCUUGUUGUCACCAUGAUGAAACUGCUAACAGUUGCAGCAAGAUAUCAGCCUGCCUUUCUGGUUGCCGUAUUAGCAUCAAAAGAUGACUCAGAUGUCCAGGCAGCUGAUGUUGGCAAUUUAAAGCAGUCAAAGCAAGAGGCUUCCUCAAGACUGGAACAGGCUUGUAAAUCUUGCAUAUUAGACACUAUUCUAAGUUAUGUUGAGAGAGCAGAUGAUGUCUUCAAUAGCAAUACAGGCAUAUUGCUGAGUUUACUUGAUUUCCUGAAAGCCCUGUGGCAAGAGGCUGGCCAAUACGCAAAUAUGCUGGAACCAUUGAAGAGCUCAGAGAAGUUGUGGAAGCAAUUAUCCGACCUUGUGAGGCAGACUGCCAAGCUAAAAGAUUCUACAGUUGGAAGUUUGACCAAGGAAGAGAUUGCUAAAUUGGUUCAGAAAUAUCAGUGUCAGUCCAAUGUUUUGGAAGUUAUGGCAUGUUACAUGUUCUUGAAUAAGAAGUUGCUGUAUGCAGAGUCACUUGUGAAACCAAGCUUUGAUCCAAAAGAGAAGGCUGAUAAUGUGGAAAAUCCAUUAAAAUUAAAGUCUACAGGUGAUUCAGAUCCCAAGGAUAUCUUCGCAAAAUUGUGCCACGAAUCUGUCUUGGGUAGCCUCAUUCAGACAGUAUCGUCUUUAGAUGGUGCAAGUGAAAUAAACUUGUCCACACAGGUGGCUGGGAGUUUCCUCACUGUGCAUUUGAUUGUAAAACUGGAAACAUCUGGUUCUGGAGCCUUGUCUGUGUCAUUAGUUGAAAUGGUCAAACUUAUAUCUGCAAUGCUUUGCAGCCAACCUGCAUUUUCCGAGUUAAUGGCUCAAUAUUCCAAACUUGGCUACAGUGAAGGGAAGGAGUUGAAGACUUUAAUUAUGAGUGAUCUUUACUGCCAUCUACAAGGCAAACUUGAGGGUCGUGAUAUUCCAACUGGUCCUUUCAAAGAACUUUUCCAAUUUUUGGUUGAUUCAAGCUUUUGGGAGAAAUACAAACAGAAAAUUUUUGAAGAUGUAAGCAUGGCUUUUGAAGAGAAGCUCUUGUUUGACACUCAGCGCAUACAGGCAGAACUGGGACUAGAUACUUGGGAUUUCUCCGACUGGAGGACAUCUAAAAUAAUUGCAGAGGAAAUGUUGCAUUACAUGGAGAAAGCAAACUCAAUGGUUCUGCUCUGGAGUUCGAGGCUUUCUGCUCUGCAAGCAUUGAUAUCUGCCAUGAUUCUUUAUGAGGACAAUUCUCUAGAGGAGAAGACAGAGGUUGAAAGGAAGGUCCCGUACCAAGUCACUCUUUCAAGUAUCAGUGAGGUAUGCCUGAACUUCCGUGCCACAGUUGAAUCAUUGUCCCCUGCCUGGGAUGCACCCAAGGAAAUCUUUGAUAUCCUUGCAGCUCAAAUAGACUUGCUUUCUUGUCUAUUGAAAUCUGCAAAGAAAAAUCUGUCAUUGUCCAUUUGUGCACUUGUCCUGAGAAACAUUGGAUCUGGCCUCAGAGUCCUUGGUAGUUUGAGGCAUUCAUGUGCUGUGGUGAAGAAAACAAUGAAACUCCUGCUUGAGGUUCUUCUGGUUGUGGCUUUUGGUUCGGACAGCUCAAAAUCGAGUGGUACAGGAGUUAUGGUCCCUGCCAAAGAUUUAGCAGAAAUAUCUGAUGCGACCCUUGGAUUAUUACCCCUUCUGUGCAACUUCAUGGGCAGUCUCAAGUAUUCUACUCUCUGCCUGACAAUUAUAGAUCUGAUUCUCAGAAGCUUUUUGACACCGGAGACAUGGUUCCCUAUCAUACAGAACCAUCUGCGCUUGCAGCAAGUUAUUUUACAGCUUCAGGAUAAAACUUCAAUGGCAUCCGUGCCAGCGAUUCUGAAGUUUUUCUUGACUAUAGCUCAAGUUCGUGGUGGUGCUGAGAUGCUCCUAAAUGCUGGUUUUUUCUCUACACUAAGGACAUUAUUCAUUGACUUGCCGGAUGGAAGGUCUGCCUUGGUAUUGAAUAAUGAAAAAAGGUCGGUAGCAGAAAAGACAGAAAAGGCUCAGCAUAUCUGGGGACUCGGUUUGGCUGUGGCUACUGCCAUGGUUCAUUGUUUAGGAAAUAGUUCUUUGGGUGCAGACGUUGUGGAGAGUGUCAUAUAUUACUUCUUUUCAGAGAAAGCUUACAUGGUCAUGUACUACCUCACAGCUCCUGACUUGCUGUCAGAUAAUCGUGACAAAAAAAGACCACGGAUUCAAAGGACAUGGACUUCACUGGCUUAUCUGAGAGAAACUGAGCAUACUCUCGUUCUGAUGUGUGCAUUGGCAAGCCAUUGGAGAUCAUGGGUUAAAAUUAUGAAAGAGAUCAAUUCUCCUUUGAGAGAAACAUGUAUACAUCUCUUGGCCUUCAUCAGCAAAGGCGCUCAACACGGGAGAGAAACUCAGAGCCAAAUGGGUCAUGUCUUAUUCGCUCCGGUGCAGAAAGAAGAGUUUGAUUCCUGCAAAAGACAACCUUUGAUCAACAGCAAACAUGGAUGGUUCUAUGUAGCUCCUUUAGUUUGUGUCGGCAAACCCAAAUCUAAUGCUGCCUCAGUCUCAUCGACGGCUCUUGUUGUCAGCGCCCAAUCAUCAACGGAACCUCCGCAAACUCUUCCUCAAUCACAUUUCUCAGACUCUGUGGCGGUUCAGAUUUACAGAGUGGCUUCCCUCUUGUUGAGAUUUCUGUGUUUACAAGCAGAGGGAGCUGUUAAAAGGGCAGACGAAGUGGGCUUUGUGGAUCUUGGUCAUUUCCCCGAGCUACCAGAGCCGGAGAUUUUGCACGGUCUACAGGACCAAGCAAUGGAAAUUGUGAGAGAGAUGUGCGAGAAAUACAGAGGGAAAGAGGUUCCAGUCGAAGUGAAAGAGCUAUGUCUUUCCCUGCUCCAAACAACGGAGAUGGCAUUGUACUUGGAGCUGUGUGUGGUGCAAAUUUGCAAGAUACGUCCUGUUUUAGGUCGAGUGGAUAACUUCUCCCAAGAGUUCAAAAAGCUUAUGAAAGCUGUAGAGACGCAUGCCUACUUGGAACCAACAAUGGAUUCCCUGAAACAAGUAACUUCGUUUGUUUAUCCCUCAUCGUAUUGAGCCGUUUCUUUUUCUUGAUUUGUUUCUAAUCCCCAGAUAGGAUGUAGCUUUAGUUGCAACAGUAUGUAUGUGUUGUGUUUUUAAGAAAUGGAAUUCUCCAUGAGUCAUUGAUAUAUCGUUUUCAUAUACUCUGUAAUUAUGGAUCUCUCUCUCAUGGUUUCACAUGUUAUUGUUAUUUUUUUUUUUUU